GUUGAUUGCUGCAAAGAUUUUUUAAACUUGUUUAGCUAUCUUUGGCAGCAUGGAUGUAUUUAAUAAAUUUUAUUCCUCGGCUGUGCACACUGUAUCGCAGCUGUCUGGUGUACUGCCUGGAAACAAUGUGACCCGGGAAUACGAAGUGCUGGAGCAGGUUUGCACUGCGGGUGUGGGUCUCAUGUGGAAGGUAUACAGUGGUCACAAGAAGAGCACGAAGCAAGAGGUCUCAGUGUUUGUGUUUGAAAAAAAGGUACUGGAGCGCUGGUCAAAAGAUGAUCGAGAAACAAUGCUGGAGACACUGCGACGCGGUGUACAACAGCUAACAAAGAUUCGACAUCCGCAUGUGCUAACUGUGCAGCAUCCACUGGAGGAAAGUCGAGAUUCGCUGGCAUUUGCCACAGAGCCUGUUUUUGCAUCGCUGUCCAAUGUUGUGGGGGACAAUGUGCGCUCCGACAAAAAGCUAUAUGACGUUGAGAUACGCCAUGGGUUGCUGCAGCUGUUCGAUGGUCUGCAGUUUCUACAUAACGAUGCUAAAAUUGUGCACCGCAACAUUUGUGCCGAAACCAUUGUUAUUAACAAGAAUCGCAGCUGGAAACUGUUUGGUUUCGACUUUUGUAUAGCCAAUCAGCCUGCAACAAAUGGCACACCACAUUGGCCAUGUCGGGAACAUAGCACAGCACUGCAUGUGCUAGCACAACCUAGUCUAGAGUAUACAGCACCCGAGCUGGCAUUGAACAGUGUUAACACACCAGACAGUGAUCUGUUUUCCUUGGGUGUGCUCAUCUUUACAAUUUACACUGGCAAGCCGCUUAAAAUGUUUGGCAGCGACUACAGCGGCUUUCGACGCUAUGCCAACGAAUUAAAUCAACGAAAGUAUCCUGCUAUGAGUGCAGUGCCCAAUGAGUUGACCGACAGUCUUAAGGCCUUGUUGCAUCCAAGCGCCAAUAUGCGACCAAAAUUGCAUGAGCUCAAACAAAUUGUUUAUUUCCAAGAUGUGGGUGUCAAGACACUGAGCUAUUUGGAUUCACUCUAUCAAUGGGAUAAUCUACAAAAGUCCAAAUUCUACAAAGGUUUGCCACAGAUUAUACCAACAUUGCCGCAUCGCGUCAAUCUGCAUUCCAUACUGCCGACGAUGGUUAAGGAAUUUGUAAACUCGCCCAUGAUACCAUUUGUGCUACCAAAUGUGCUGUUAAUAGCCGAGAUGAGCAACCAGCGCGAAUACUGCGAUCAUAUACUGCCUCAUCUAAAGCCUAUAUUCAAGCUUUUUGAUCCCAUUCAAAUACUGCUGAUCUUUAUGCAAAAGAUGGAUUUGUUGCUUAAGCUAACACCGGCAGAGGAUGUUAAGCAGAGUGUACUACCGCUGCUCUAUCGAUCGCUGGAGUGUGACAUGCCACAAAUACAGGAACUUUGCCUGGGUGUGCUGCCCACAUUCUCCUCACUUAUCGACUACAAUGCUAUGAAGAAUGCUGUGAUUCCACGCAUUAAAAAGCUUUGCCUUAAUAGCAACAAUGUUUCGGUAAAAGUAAAUUGUCUUAUAUCAAUUGGCAAGCUGCUGGAAAAUCUAGACAAGUGGCUUGUGCUGGACGAGAUUUUGCCAUUUUUGCAGCAGAUACAAAGUCGCGAGCCGGCUAUUGUCAUGGCUAUAAUAGGUAUUUAUAAGAUUGCUAUGACCAACACCAAACUGGGCAUAACCAAGGAUGUAAUGGCGCACAAAUGCAUACCAUUCCUAGUGCCACUAAGUGUGGAAAAUGGCCUGACUACAGCACAAUUUAAUACCAUAAUUGCAUUAAUUAAAGAAAUGUUGGGACGCGUUGAGCAGGAGCAGCGUGAAAAGCUGCAACAGCUGUCCACCAUACAGCGAGACAAUAAACCUAAGGAUGCUUCCGAAAUCUUGGCCAAUGAAAUGGAGAGUGCAACACUUUCGACUACAGGCAGCAAUGGCAAUAAAAGUGACGAUGACAUGUUCUCUGGCUUCACCAUAGGACAGCCAACAGUUCAGGCAGCUACUAAAACUGUGCCAACUUUAUCAGCCGUCAAAACCAGGGAGCAACUCAAAAUAUCCAAUGAAGGUGCAGCUAAACAGGAUAUUUUCUCUACACUUAUGCAAAACAAUUUGAGCGGCUUGUCCCAUGCACAAAGCGCGGCAGCAACUGCACCUCAACUUAGUUUCCCUGUUAACAGUAGCAGCAGCAACAACAGCACAAGCAGCAACAAUUGGCACAGCUCAAAUCCGUUGGUGAUGAAUAACCAGCUCGCAUCACCACAAGCUAGCAGCAAUAAUAACUUUUCAUCGCUGGACGAUCUGGAUCCAUUUGGUGGUGGAAGCGCUGCUGGUGGAAACAGCAAUCAGCCUGCUAAGCCAAAUAAUUUAAACGGUGCCAACAUGUAUACACUGCAGCAGCCCACAGUUAAUUAUAUAUACCCAACGGGUUAUAAUACGGCAAACAAUUUAAACAAUAUGCAGCAAAGCAUGAGCUUAAAUACACUUAUGGGCUCAGCUCCAACAGCCGCACCUCCUCUCAUGCCACAAACGCAAGCGGCACAGUCAACCGAUAGCAAGAAUCUGAAUACACUAUCACAACAAGAUAUACUUAAUUUCCUUAACUAGAAAGAACGAACAUUCCCUAUUUAGGCCAAAUAGCCAAUGCUAAAAAAUCAACUAUUCCAUAUUAUAUAUAAACUAUUAAUUAUAGAUGACAAUUGUGUAUGUGUGUGUGCGAUUAUAUGUUUGUA
Molecule: messenger RNA, 2736 nt
Organism: Drosophila busckii
Lineage: Eukaryota; Metazoa; Arthropoda; Insecta; Diptera; Drosophilidae
Product: SCY1-like protein 2
Exons: 6
Coding region: 50-2611 (853 amino acids)
Biological process (GO): protein phosphorylation
Molecular function (GO): ATP binding; protein kinase activity
Source: RefSeq, a predicted model, not a curated record